AUGUGUUGUGUAUUGGUUGUGUAUAAGAAUGGAACUGAGAUAGAUUUAACUGUUAGUGCAUUAUUGAACAAUCUAAACAAACUGAGGAGGAAGAGAAGUAUAAAAAGCAAAAGUGAACAACAAUCCAGAGCUAAACUAUUAAUAAGAAGAUUAUCAGGAAGUACAAAUUAUCCAACUUGGAAAUCUCAAGUUACCACACUAUUGUUUGGUUAUGAUCUUCUUACCUUUGUUGAUAGCUCACUUCCCAUACCAAAUGUGCAGUCUCUGGAAAAAGACAAUAACAAAAUUCCCAACCCCAAUUUGAGAUUGUGCAACAAGACAGUCUUGUUCGUAAUUCUAUUAUGGCAUUAUGCUACAAUCACUCCCCUCAUUGCCCAUGCUUCCACUUCCAAAGAAGCUUGGGAUAUUCUCCAAACAAAUUAUGCCAGCAAAUCGCACUCAAAAAAUUUCAGUUUGCGCGAUACUCUGGCAAAUGUCAAACGAGAUGCACGUUCAAUCAGUGAUUAUAUGAGAGAAAUCAAGUCCAUUGAAGAUGAUUUGGCUUGUAUUGGUUCACCCGUUAAUAGCGAUGAAGUUGUUAUUAAGGUGUUGAGUGGUUUAGGUGCCGAGUACAAGGAGUUAUCUACAACAAUAAGAGCUCGUGAUAAUCCUAUAACUUUCGAAGAACUCUUUGAUAAACUUCUUGAACAAGAGAUGUUCAUCAAGUACUCAGACCUAAAGUCGAAACACCGAUAA
Solanum pennellii is the source of this 735-nucleotide messenger RNA. RefSeq lists its product as uncharacterized. The coding region runs from base 1 to 735 and encodes 244 amino acids. The record is from RefSeq and is a predicted model, not a curated record. Lineage: Eukaryota; Viridiplantae; Streptophyta; Magnoliopsida; Solanales; Solanaceae. The transcript has 3 exons.